GAGGGAAGCGCUUUCACAAUUUCUUUUCAUUGUUCAUUGCGGAUAUCUGUAAGCCCUCCAGGUCCCCUGAAUGUAGGAGACGCUUCAGCAGCCGUCUCUUACCCCUUUUGCCACUAAAUGCUUCCAAAUUGCCUUUUUUCUUCGCCGCCAGGCCAGGCGGAACGCCUAACUCCGGAUCAGUCUUGUCAGUCGGCGGAGGUGGCGCGGUGCAUAGUGGGCACUGUAGUUUCCGCCGCGUUUAUGGCUGCGUUAAGCUUGAGUGCCGCGUUGAGUUGUUGAAUGAAGUGAACUUCGUUUGUCAGCGAUAGGUUCAUGAACUGCAAUGUAAGAGGCACCAGAGGAUUCCUGCUCUGUCCCCUGGUUUGCGGCUUUCGACGUUGGACAUCCCCGGAUUGUUGUUUGAUAGAGAAAAGUCACCUGCCUUCUUGCUAUUAAGUAACCCCAAAAGCAGAACUUUGAUUUGUCUGUAAGGAAGAAACACAAAUCUUCUUUUAAAAAGCUGCACUUCGACUCUCCACCGCGACCCCCAAUCCCUUUAAUUUUGCUAUAGAAAAGGGUUUUUUCCCAACAUUUUUCUCACUAUCUGGUGCUGAUCUCACUGCAUAAUGACUUUCUAUUUGUUUGGUAUUCGAAGCUUUCCUAAGCUUUGGAAGAGCAACUCAUACCUUGGGCUAGGCCCAGGGCACUCUUGUGUCUCUCUCUUUCUUUCAGACAGCUGUGGCAUCAGGAACCAACAGAGGUUGUUUUCUCUUAAAACAAUGUCUCCACAGAAUACCAAAGCAACGAAUCUGAUUGCCAAGGCCAGAUAUCUCAGGAAAGAGGAGGGCAGUAAUAAGCAAGUUUCUUCUGUUCCUCAUUUUUUUUCAGCUGGAGCAGCUAAGAAGAGAUCACAGAUGAAUCCUGAAAGUAAAGAUCAUGCCUUGCCACCUGUGAGGAACACUAUUAAACUCCCAACACAACCUUUGAAUUCAGAGGAGUGGGAUAAACUUAAGGCAGAUUUCAAAGGAAAGACCAGUUUUGAAAGAUGGAUCAUUUCACAGAUGGCUAACUGUCAUAGCUCUGUAGAUGUGGCUAAAUCUCUGCUGGCAUGGGUAGCAGCAAAAAAUAAUGGUAUAGUAAGUUAUGAUUUACUGGUCAGAUAUUUGUAUCUCUGUGUCUUUCAUAUGCAGACAUCUGAAGUUAUUGAUGUCUUUGAAAUUAUGAAGACCAGAUAUAAGACUUUAGAACCUGGAGGUUACAGUCUUCUCAUCCGGGGAUUGAUCCAUUCAGACAGAUGGAGAGAAUCAUUGUUGCUGUUAGAGGACAUCAAAAAAGUUAUGACUCCUUCUAAAAAGAACUAUAAUGACUGUAUCCAGGGAGCUCUCCUUCAUCAAGAUGUAAACACAGCUUGGAAUUUGUAUCAGGAAUUGCUAGGUCAUGAUAUUGUUCCUAUGUUGGAAACUUUAAAAGCUUUCUUUGAUUUUGGAAAAGACAUAAAGGAUGAUAAUUAUUCAAAUAAACUACUAGAUAUUCUUUCAUAUCUAAGAAAUAAUCAGCUGUAUCCAGGGGAAUCAUUUGCACACAGUAUAAAAACAUGGUUUGAGAGUGUUCCUGGAAAACAAUGGAAAGGACAAUUCACCACAGUCCAAAAAAGUGGCCAGUGUUUGGGCUGUGGAAAAACCAUAGAGUCUAUUCAGCUGAGUCCAGAAGAAUAUGAAUUUCUUAAGGGAAGAAUCAUGAGGGAUGUGAUAGAUGGAGGUGACCAGUACAAAAAGACAACGCCUCAGGAACUUAAGAGAUUUGAGAACUUCGUAAAAUCUUGUCCUCCUUUUGAUAUUGUCAUUGAUGGCCUCAAUGUUGCCAAAAUGUUUCCUAAAGCUCGUGAAUCUCAAGUUCAAUCAUCCUGGGCUCUCCCUUCACCAUCCUCUGGGGGAUUCCCAUUACCGCUCUCCUGUAUUGGAACUCCAGUUUCCUGUCUUCCUCUUUCUUGGAUUAGUCUCUUUAGUGAAAAAUUCUCCAGGAGCUUCUCAAAGAAGGAUACAUGGGAGCUCUUGAAUGUCGUCUCUCAACUAGCCAAACAGAAUCUGCGACUGCUAGUCCUAGGCCGGAAGCACAUGUUAAGACAGAGUUUCCGAUGGAGAAAGGAUGAGAUGGCAGAGGUGCAAAAGCAAGCCAGCUGUUUUUUUGCUGAUAACAUCUCCAAGGAUGAUCCAUUCCUUCUGUAUGCCACACUGCACUCCGGGAAUCACUGCAGGUUUAUCACAAAAGACCUGAUGCGGGACCACAAGGCCUGUCUGCCUGAUCCCAAGACCCAACGCUUGUUUUUUAAGUGGCAGCAGGGACAUCAGCUGGCAAUUAUAAAUGGGUUUCCAGGAUCAAAACUGACCUUUCAGCAUAUUCUCAGCUAUGACACAGUGGUGCAAACAACUGGAGACUCGUGGCACAUACCAUAUGAUGAAGACCUGGUAGAAAGAUAUUCCUAUGAAGUACCAACCAAAUGGCUUUGCCUCCACCAAAAGACAUAGAGACUCUUACCUCUAUGCUAAGUUUGUGUUUGGGUACCCUCUGGGUUGGCAUCAGAGGCUCUUGAGUUGGUGUUUGUUUAGAGCAUUGCCUCUAUCCUGAGGAUAAAAUGAUUCUAUUAACAGUGUUGACAUUGAUUUUUUAAUGAAAUGAGAUAAAAUAUCUUUUCAUAGCCAGCUGCAUUUUUUUCCCCUAACAUUUGUUUUUGGAGGCUUAUCAAGAGUUGGAGAACUCAGUGUAGAGCAAAACCUACAUUUCUCCUACUGGGCCAGCUAUUCCACUUAGCUUAGGUGACAAGUAGUGCUUUUGUUAUCCAUUUUUUGCUAUUUCUGACCUUGCCUUCCAGGCCUACCAAUAGCAGAACCAAUCCAUCUGUCCCUGAGAUACUCAUGUUGUUUCAAAUCCCUUCUCUCUCUUCUGACAUAGUCUCAUUCUCUAUAUGUUAUGCCCUAUCCACGUGGAAUCAUUUAUCGUCCUCUGUAAUGAGAUGGCCAAGAUACUAAAAGCUUACUAUUAA
This is a messenger RNA of Piliocolobus tephrosceles (Ugandan red Colobus), 3019 nucleotides long. It is a transcript of the gene PRORP, whose product is annotated as protein only RNase P catalytic subunit. Gene Ontology annotation, biological process: mitochondrial tRNA 5'-end processing; tRNA 5'-leader removal. The transcript is spliced from 9 exons. NCBI's taxonomy places the organism in Eukaryota, Metazoa, Chordata, Mammalia, Primates, Cercopithecidae. Gene Ontology annotation, molecular function: protein binding; ribonuclease P activity. The record is from RefSeq and is a predicted model, not a curated record. Bases 606 to 2504 code for a protein of 632 amino acids. Gene Ontology annotation, cellular component: mitochondrion; mitochondrial ribonuclease P complex.